Messenger RNA from Pocillopora damicornis (cauliflower coral), 3075 nucleotides. RefSeq names its product phosphatidylinositol phosphatase PTPRQ-like. NCBI's taxonomy places the organism in Eukaryota, Metazoa, Cnidaria, Anthozoa, Scleractinia, Pocilloporidae. Gene Ontology annotation, biological process: cell-cell adhesion. The record is from RefSeq and is a predicted model, not a curated record. Gene Ontology annotation, molecular function: protein binding.
CGAUGAUACUAUUCUUCCUAACUAUGGACGUAUUUUUGCAGGUUUUGUUUGCGUUCAGAGAACGUCUCUAUCAUUGGUUCUUCGUCAUUCUGCUGUUAGUGUCUUAUUCAUCAGCCCAAGAAGUAGUACCUGAAGCCCCAGCGGAUGUCAAAUUGGUCACAAAAGGCUCAAAGACGGUAGAUAUAUCCUGGAUGGCUGGUUUUAAAAGAAACAGUACCAUUCAGAACUACACAGUGGAGAUAAGAAUAGAUAAGGAGAACUUUAGCGAUGUUGGUUGUCAAGGAACGCUCUCAAAUGGUUCCUGUGUACUGUCCAACUCCUCCACAAGUGCUUCUCUCACAGGGCUUUUUCCUUUUACAAAGUACUUUAUCAGAGUGUUUGCAACAAAUGCAGUUGGCAGCAGCAAAAGCAGUUCUAUUGUGAAUGUUACUACAGAUGAAGAAGAACCCAGUAGCUCGCCACAAAGUGUUCAAGCUAGCUCCAAAAAUUCCACAAGUGUCUCUGUAAGCUGGGCAGCGGUCAGCAAGGACCAUCGUAAUGGAAUCAUCAAAGGAUACAAAGUAAUUUAUCAAGCGUUACCGGAUGGGAAAAACGCUAUAAGGUUCAUCAACAUCAGCAAUAAGCAUCAAGAUAAAGAGCAAGACAUAACUUUGGGCGAUCUCGUCAAGUUUACCAGCUACAGCGUCAGGGUGUUAGCAUUCACUGUUGUCGGAGAAGGACCACUGAGUAAAGUCAAAAUUGUUCAAACACAACAGGACAAACCUUCUGCUGCUCCUUUAAAUGUGACAGGACAUAACACCAGCUCAACCAGCAUCUUAGUAGUGUAUGGUGAUGUUCCGGCUUUUGAUCAGAAUGGUAUCAUCAAAAAUUACACCAUUACUUACCGGUCACUAACAGAGGGUCACAAUGGGAGUGCUAUAGCUGGCCCCAGUGACCGUCAAAAGGAAUUAACAAAUCUUAGAGAGUACGUCGAUUACGAAAUCACAGUACUUGCGUCGACUUCGAAAGGAGAUGGACCACAAAGUAACCCUAUUCUUGUUAGUACAGACGAGGAUAAACCUUCUGCUGCUCCUUUAAAUGUGACAGGACAUAACACCAGCUCAACCAGCAUCUUAGUAGUGUAUGGUGAUAUUCCAGCUUUUGAUCAGAAUGGUAUCAUCACGAGUUACACCAUUACUUACCAGUCACUAACAGAGGGUAACAAUGGGAGUGCUAUAGCUGGUCCCAAUGACCGUCAAAAGGAAUUAACAAAUCUUAGAGAGUACGUCGAUUACGAAAUCACAGUACUUGCGUCGACUUCGAAAGGAUAUGGACCACAAAGUAGCCCUAUUCUUGUUAGUACAGACGAGGAUAAACCUACUGCUGCUCCUUUAUAUGUGAGAGGACAUAACACCAGCUCAACCAGCAUCUUAGUAGAGUGGGAUGAUGUUCCAGCUUUUGAUCAAAAUGGUAUCAUCACAAAUUACACCAUUACUUACCGGUCACUAACAGAGGGUCACAAUGGGAGUGCUAUGGCUGGCCCCAGUGACCUUCAAAAGGAAUUAACAGAUCUUAAAGAGUAUGUCGAUUACGACAUCACAGUACUUGCGUCGACUUCGAAAGGAGAUGGACCAGGAAGUAGCCCUAUUCUUGUUAGUACAGACGAGGAUAAACCUGCUGCUGCUCCUUUAUAUGUGAGAGGACAUAACACCAGCUCAACCAGCAUCUUAGUAGAGUGGGAUGAUGUUCCAGCUUUUGAUCAAAAUGGUAUCAUCACGAAUUACACCAUUACUUAUCGGUCACUAACAGAGGGUCACAAUGGGAGUGCUAUAGCUGGCCCCUAUGAUCGUCAAAAGGAAUUAACAGGUCUUAGAGAGUACGUCGAUUACGACAUCACAGUGCUCGCGUCGACUUCGAAAGGAGAUGGACCACAAAGUAGCCCUAUCCUUGUUAGUACAGACCAAGAUGAACCCAGUGCUGCCCCUCUUAACUUACGUUCAAUUAAUGCGACUUCAACAAGCAUUCUUGUCAUGUGGGAUGAAGUUUUGCCUUAUGAAAAGAAUGGUAUCAUUAUUCGUUACAACGUCAGCUAUCAGGCGAUACCAGAAGCUGGAUCUGCUGGGCCUAUAUAUACGAUUAUAGUAAAGGCCCCUACAAGGCAGGUCAACCUGACCGUCCUAACAAAGGACAUGUAUUACAACAUCAGUGUGUUGGCCUCCACAAUCAAGGGCGACGGGAUUUACAGCAGCCCAAAGACGUUCAGAACAAAAGAAGACAGGCCCAGUGCACCUCCUCAGAAUGUAAUAGGUUAUAACACCAGCUCGACCAGCAUUAGAGUUACAUGGAAUGAGGUGCCAGAAGACAAAAAACACGGUGAUAUCGAAUACUAUACUAUAUUGUACAAAAAGAUGACAGAUAUCAGUUAUAAGUCAGUACCAAUUACACCAAUGUCUAGAAGGUUUAUUGAGCUAAAGGGACUUAAUAUGUACACAUUUUACGACAUCAAGGUCUCAGCUGCUACACAUGUAGGGAGUGGACCAGCAAGUGAUCCUAUCAAGGUCCGCACAGACCAGGAUGUGCCUUCUACGGCUCCUACAUUAGUGUCUGUACAAACACUGAACAGCACUAGCAUACAAGUUAAAUGGUUGGCAGUUCCUGAAGAAUCCACACACGGAAUUCCAACCAGAUACACCAUUUACUACGCAUACUCCGAUGGGAAGGUGGAUACUAAGGUUGUAACACCUGUUAAGGAUCCCAUCACUUAUCAAGAAGUUGUGUCUGGUCUUAAGGAAUCUACUGAGUAUUCAUUCCAAGUUUCGCUUUCAACUGCGAAAGGGGAAGGUCCCCUAAGUGUGUCCAAAUCCUCUGCAACUGAAGGUGUAUGUAAGUGGCCCAAAUCAUUCUUUCAUAGCAUUUGUAUGUAUUAUCAGCAACAACGCAUAUUGACUCGUCUCGUUUGAAAUUUAACUUAAUGGAAGACUGUUAUAUAUGUCUACGCUGGUGCUACUUUUCGCACGAUUCAUAAGCUAUCAAAAUAAAUUAGAGAGUGUACUUUUACACCUAUAAAAGUGCUCACUCUAAUACCUUCUUAAGUGC